Chanos chanos (milkfish) is the source of this 953-nucleotide messenger RNA. It is a transcript of the gene eif4ebp3, whose product is annotated as eukaryotic translation initiation factor 4E binding protein 3. The record is from RefSeq and is a predicted model, not a curated record. Gene Ontology annotation, cellular component: cytoplasm. The transcript is spliced from 3 exons. Gene Ontology annotation, biological process: negative regulation of translational initiation. Lineage: Eukaryota; Metazoa; Chordata; Actinopteri; Gonorynchiformes; Chanidae. Bases 105 to 437 code for a protein of 110 amino acids. Gene Ontology annotation, molecular function: eukaryotic initiation factor 4E binding.
AAUAUUUUGCAGUAUUGCACUCUGCAAGUAGUUUUUGGUAGACUCGGUCAACUUGACUUGUUCGGUUAUUCGAUCUUCAAGUCGUGAGUACCUCAAAAACUGAAAUGUCGACGAACUGCGAAGCAAGCGCGAGCUGCCCAAUUCCAAGACGGUCAGUGCAUUCAAAGAACUGGUCUCAGAUACCCGACUGCUAUAGUCAGACUCCUGGAGGCACUCUUUUCUCCACUACCCCUGGAGGAACCCGGAUAAUCUAUGACAGGAAGUUCCUCCUCGAGUGUCGGAAUUCUCCCAUCGCACGCACCCCUCCUUGCUGUCUCCCCCAGAUUCCAGGUGUCACUGUGUCCUCUACACAACCCAUGACCAAACUUGAGGAACAGGAGGAGAGCAACAAGGACCCCGCAGCAGCUGAUGACAACCAGUUUGAGAUGGACAUCUGAACCACCUCUGAGACUCCUGUGGAAAGAAUGUGUUAAGUCUGUUCUCCAGGCUCUUCAUACUAGAGGAACAAACACCUGCCGUUGGUUCCUUCCUUGUCUUUUUUUUACUAUUAUUUGACAAAUGACAAAAUGUCCAUGGAUGGCUGAUCUGAGGUGAGGGGAAGGCAUAAGAUUUGUGGAAUAUUUUUGGAAAAACAACACCAAAAAAACCCAGCUAGUUCAGAACCUUGGUUAACCUGAGGUCAGGAAAGCUGCAGUAAUUUUGUACCUUCUACCAUUGCUUUUCUAGAUCAUUUUGAUAAAUGUAUGUUUCUUUACAUUUAUAUGAGUAUGGUUGGUUCCAAGACAACCUUUUUGUUUUGUAUGGGUCUCACGUUUAGAGAGGACGAGUUGGGACAAAUGUUAAUCUCUCGAGUUGUUGUUCUGAACAAUUUACAUACAAAAGCUGCAUUUUGUACACUCUACUGUUUAGCCGCAGGGCACGAGACAUUUUGAAUAAAAAGACAACAGAUUAUC